AUGGAGUCUGAAGACAUUCUCGACUUUAUUUUCUCCUCCGUCGGCGCCGGUUCCUCGAAGGCCACGGACAAGGCCCCCCUGGUGGACGAUGCCGACCGGCUGCCUGCCCCGCCCGGCAUCGAGGUCCCCGGCCUGCCGGUCAUCGACCACGGCUUUUCGGUCCCCAAUCCCCAGUGCCUCGCGUUGAAGGGCAUGGCAACCAUUCGCCACCCCCGGAGCCCGGCCGAUGGCCCGGCCCUGGACCGAGCACUCUUCGAGCAGGCAUACCGCCAUCGGAGGCCCUUCAUCUGGUCGGGACUCGUAGAUGCCUCAGUGGCCGUCGAAAGGUGGCGCGACCCGGUUUACCUUCGAGCUCUUCUGCCGGAGGACACGCCGGUGGAAGUCCUGGUAUCCAAGGACAACCGGCUCUUCUUCAAGAAGGCCCUCUGCGUCCAGGAAACCUGGCCCUAUGGCAAGGUGGUGGAUCGGAUCUUCGGCACGCCGGGCGAAACCCCGGAAGCCGCCCGGGUGCGCGAGGCCCUCCCCCGGAUUUACGCUCGCCUGCCGCUGGAGGAGGCUUUCGCCCGGGACCUGGACCUGCCGCAGGAAGUGAUUGAUACGCCCAUCAAGAUGGAGAACUGCGGCAUCUGGAUCAGCUGCGGGGGCAACAUCACUCCGUUGCAUUUUGACCUCUGCCAUGGGUUCCUCAUUCAGAUCGUCGGCGACAAGCACUGGAGUGUCUUCAAUCCGGAUGACUAUCAGAACCUCUACCCUGCCAGCCCGCUGGACCCGAAUCGACACUCCUCGCAGGCCCCGUUGGAUCGCUGGCUGGCAGCUGACCCGCCAGCUCGGGCCGAGUACCGGCGCCUGGAGGAGGUCCAGCGCUUUGUGGCCCGUGUGGCUCCGGGCGAUGCCAUCUACACGCCGGCUUUCUGGUGGCACUUUGUCGAGACCAUGCCCCAGGCUCCGGCCUCCGAGGCGGAUAUCCGCUUGGCCGAGCUCCUCGGCAAGAAAUCCCCCCGGCCCGGGGACACGAUUGGAGGCCCGAGCAUCAGUGUUUUGGUUCCCUUCGACAUUGACUUUGCUCCCUCCGUCCCUGCCUCGCCCCUGGCCUCCGAUCCUGCGUCCCCCGUCGUCGCCUCUGUUCCCGAGGUGACUGAGCCUGAGGUUGAGCCCGAGCCCGAGCCCGAGCCUGAGGUUGAGCCUGAGCCUGAGCCCGAGCCUGAGCCCGAGGUCGAGCCCGAGGUCGAGGUCGAGGUCGAGUCUGAGCCCGAGCCUGAGCCCGAGGUUGAGCCCGAGCCUGAGCCCGAGGUUGAGCCCGAGCCCGAGGUCGAGCCCGAGCCUGAGCCCGAGCCCGCAUCCCCAAUGGUUGAUACUGAGCGCACGCUCGAGUCGCCAGCCCCGGCGAGCCCGGCCCCAGGGUCCAUGCCCGAGGACGAGGAGGCCCGCCUGCGGCAGGAGAUCGAGCGCGAGCGCGAGGAGCGCCGCAAGCGUCGCCAGCAGCAGCAGGCCUCCACCGGGUCCUCCGGGUACAUCUUGGCCCGGAGCGGGUUCACCGGUGGCAGCGCCAUCACCGGGCGCUCUUUCGUGGCCCCGAGCAGCCCGGGCAUGUCCGCGGGUGGCGCCUUCUCGGACUCGCUGGACCCGUCGCGCCUGCGCAGCGGCACCAGCAGCACCAGCAGCAGCGCCUCCUCCUCGCCGGGUGCGUCCCGGUCGCCGAGCACCAGUUCCCUCGGCUCGUCGUCGUCCGGGGGCAGCACCGCGCGGGCCAGCUCUCGCUGGAGCAGCACCGACACCACCACCACCACCACCACCGGCGGGUCCUCGACCCCGAGCAGCCCGCUGGUCACUUCCCUCGGGACUCCGACGCCGCUGGCGGCCGCCCCGGUGGCCAGCCCCGGGAAGCCGCUCACUGGCACCGUGCCCUGCUUCGUGUGCCAGAAGAAGGUUUUCAUCUCGGAUCGCCUGCAAGUUAAUGAGGAGAUCAUUGUGCAUCGCAAUGGCUGUUUCAAGUGUGCCACCUGCAGCCGGCCGCUGAUGGCCUCGACCUUCGGUCGGGUGCCGGCCGAGACCGCCGGCGCCCCGGACCGCCUCAUGUGCACGACGCACACUCGCCAGGCGAACAAGCGUCUGGAGGAGCUGGCCGCCGCGCGCGCGGCCUCCGGCGCGGCUGAGGCGUCGCCGGCCCUCGGCGCGGCCAAGCCCACCGCCGCCGCCGCCGCCUCGGCCAGCGGGUCGUCGUCCCUGGACCAGGCCAUGUCGAUCCUGGGCGUGUCGUCGGCCGGGACUUCCUCCGGGCCGGCUCCCGGGACCAAGCUGUCCGGCCGCCAGGCCCUGAUGGCCUGGUCGCGCCAGGCGGCCGAUGGGUACCCCCUGGCCGGGGGCAUCGAGGACUUCUCCAACUCCUGGACCGAUGGCAUGGCCCUGUGUGCGGUGGUGCACCGGUACCGGCCGGAUCUGCUGCCCUGGAGCAAGGUGAAGGCCUGUGCCUCGAAUGUCGAGCGCAUCCAGCUGGCCUUCGACGCGGCCCGGACCCAUGGCAUUCGCCCGCUCAUCGACGCCGAUGACCUGGCCGCCGGUGGGGACGAGUUCUCCAUGAUCACCUACCUGACGGAGGUGUACCACCAGUUCAGCGCCCUCCCCCGGGGUGAUGGCUACACCACGGCGUAAGGGCGAGUGAGGGAGAUGCUGUCCGCCGCAUGAGCAGCGAGAGAGCGAGCCCGAGAGAAAGAGAGAGAGAGAGAAA
This is a messenger RNA of Fonticula alba, 2725 nucleotides long. RefSeq lists its product as hypothetical. Bases 1 to 2649 code for a protein of 882 amino acids. The transcript is spliced from 8 exons. Gene Ontology annotation, molecular function: protein binding. Lineage: Eukaryota; Rotosphaerida; Fonticulaceae. The record is from RefSeq and is a predicted model, not a curated record.